Molecule: messenger RNA, 1632 nt
Organism: Carassius carassius (crucian carp)
Lineage: Eukaryota; Metazoa; Chordata; Actinopteri; Cypriniformes; Cyprinidae
Gene: fam219aa
Product: family with sequence similarity 219 member Aa
Exons: 6
Coding region: 196-753 (185 amino acids)
Source: RefSeq, a predicted model, not a curated record
CCCGGAAGUCAGAUGUUGCUGUUGAGUCACCCCUGACUGGUAAUAGCAAUAUGCAGAUAGCGGAAAACAGCUAGAGGUGAUGCUGGAGAGCUAGGCAUCUUUGAACCGUCCCAGAGAGGGAAUAAAUGCGUUUUUCAAUUAGGAUAUCACCUCGAGCAUCUGUGCUUUACUUUACAAGACUGACGUUUUAUCAAAAUGAUGGAAGAAAUUGACAGAUUUCAAGUGCCACCGGUAAAUCCAGAAAUGAAGCUGCUGGAUCCUGCAGCAGCGUCUACUUUGGAGGCUGAAACAGAAACGAGAGAAUCAGAGUCAGUUGCCAUCAACUACAAGCCCUCUCCACUACAAGUGAAGAUAGAGAAACAGCGAGAGCUUGCGAGGAAAGGCUCGGUGAAGAAUGGAACUGUGGGUAGUCCAGUCAAUCAGCAGCCCAAGAAAAAUAACGUUAUGGCCAGAACAAGGUUGGUUGUCCCUAAUAAAGGCUAUUCAUCCUUAGACCAGAGUCCAGAUGAGAAACCGCUUGUAGCACUGGACACUGACAGUGAUGAUGACUUUGAUAUGUCCAGAUAUUCAUCAUCUGGAUAUUCCUCAGCCGAGCAAAUAAACCAAGACUUGAACAUCCAGCUGCUGAAGGAUGGCUACAGAUUGGAUGAAAUCCCAGAUGAUGAAGACCUAGAUCUCAUCCCCCCAAAAUCAAUCAACCCCACCUGCAUGUGCUGCCAAGCCACUUCCUCCACAGCCUGUCAAAUUCAGUAACCCCAGCAUCCCUUGAACCCCCCAGUCCCAACCCUGUGGGUUAAGCUCACAGUUAGCUUAACCCUCUCAGUAUAGAUUAACUACUAAAGAACUUAAAAAAAACAACAACAAUAGAAUGGGUGUAUUAAAAUUAACAUUAAAUCGUGAAAUGUAAUGAAUGAAAAUGCACAAGUAUGUAACUGUUAUUGGUUCCUCCUAUGGUAGGAUGCGAGUCUUUGUAUCACCAGAGGGCGCUAGACUUAGGUGUGUAUAGCUUUAAGAUGCUUCGAGUUGUAUAUACAUGCAUGGUGCAACAAUAGAAGAAUACAACUGCUUAAAUAUCUUUUAAAAUUUAACAAAACUGAACAUUUCCUUCGAUAGAAUAGUUUUCCCAACAUUUUUGGCUUUUGGCCAAAUGAGAGUUGUGUCACUUUUAACUUAUAUAAUAGGCCUACUUACUUGAGAAAAAAAGCUUAAAGAGUAAUAUCAGCAGCCCUUAUGAUUUUAUUAUUAUUUUAUAACUCAGUUUCUGUUUUAUAAGUUUUUCCAAGCAAAAUCAACAUUUAGUUUUUUCCCCCUUUUUGGGAUUGCCUGCUCUAGAAUAUCUGCUCUAGAUGCUUUCUGAUGUUUUUAGGACAGGUGUGCUUGUUUUCUAAUGAAAGGGAAUGUAUAGUGACCGGGUGAAUUUGUUUCUCAGAUCAUUUUCAUUGCAAACUUACAUAUUAAUAUAUUAUGAGUAGCUUUGUAGCAAACACUAAUGAAGGGAAUACUCGUAAAUUGAGAUAUCCAUACCGGAAAUUGUAAACACUUAAAUGUUAGUUACCUCUACAUAGGACAAACAAGAUAAUCCGGUACAAUUUCUUGAUUCAGUGCGUUUCAUUUUUGAGAGCAUUUUUGUUU